Messenger RNA from Abrus precatorius (Indian licorice), 3345 nucleotides. Its product is annotated as protein DETOXIFICATION 49. The transcript has a single exon. Gene Ontology annotation, biological process: xenobiotic detoxification by transmembrane export across the plasma membrane. Gene Ontology annotation, molecular function: antiporter activity; xenobiotic transmembrane transporter activity. Bases 349 to 1944 code for a protein of 531 amino acids. The record is from RefSeq and is a predicted model, not a curated record. NCBI's taxonomy places the organism in Eukaryota, Viridiplantae, Streptophyta, Magnoliopsida, Fabales, Fabaceae. Gene Ontology annotation, cellular component: membrane.
CUUUGAUUGCAGGCACCAACGAUAUAUGGUUGGUCAUAAAAGGACGCUUGAAAUUGGAAAAACAUUGUGAGGCAUUUGAGUUGAGCCAACACUCUUUCAACCUGAUCCUUACCUGAUCCUUCUAUUUCUAUUUCCAUUUCAAUUUUUCAUUAGUGGCCGUCCCUCACACUCCACAAUUCCACAUACGUCCAAGAAUCUUCAACUAAUUCAGCAUAACCCUUCCCUUUUAAAUACCUCAUGCCACACUAUCGCAAUAUGCAAAACAUUUUGUGAUUUACACACAAACACGCACUCCCCCUCUCUCUGUCUUCUCUGUCUGCAUGCAUUGAAAGCUAUCCUAUCCAAGCCAUGUGCCAAUUAUCAUCAACCUCUACUUUGGGUGAAAACAAUGAGGGCCAUCCAAAUGAACCCACAGCUAAAAUUCGGGAGCCUGAGCCUGACAUGUUCACCCUUUUGAUCCCCAAAUCCCCAACAUUCGAACAAGAACCCCAAAAACCACAAAAAAGCAAUUUUUCUCUGGCCCUCAAGGAAGCCAAAUGCAUAGCCAACAUAGCAUUACCCAUGGUGUUAACUGGCCUAUUACUCUAUUCCCGCUCCAUCAUUUCCAUGCUGUUCCUUGGUCGUGUAGGUGAACUUGCUCUGGCUGGUGGAUCUCUUGCAAUUGGAUUUGCCAACAUCACAGGCUACUCCGUUCUAUCGGGUCUUGCCAUGGGGAUGGAACCCAUCUGUGGUCAAGCUUUUGGAGCCAAAAGAUUCAAACUUCUGGGCCUCGCGAUGCAGAGGACAGUGGUUCUGCUUCUCCUAACUUCAGUUUUCAUUUCAUUCUUGUGGCUCAACAUGAAGAAAAUAUUGCUCCUUUGCGGUCAACAAGAAGAUAUUGCCAGCGAAGCUCAAUCUUUCAUACUUUUUUCUCUUCCCGAUCUCGUAGCACAAUCGCUUCUACACCCUCUUCGAAUCUAUCUUCGUAGCCAAUCAGUAACCCUGCCUCUCACAUACACUGCUUCUCUUUCUAUUCUCCUUCACGUCCCCAUCAAUUACUUCCUUGUAUCUGUGCUCAAGCUUGGAAUCAAAGGCAUCGCUUUAGGUGCUGUUUGGACAAAUUUCAACCUUGUAGUUUCACUCAUUAUUUACAUCUGGGUUUCUGGUAUACAUACAAAAACAUGGCCUGGAUUUUCACUCAAUGGUUGCUUCAAGGGAUGGAAAGCUCUUUUGAACUUAGCUAUUCCAAGUUGCGUUUCGGUUUGUCUUGAAUGGUGGUGGUAUGAAAUCAUGAUUUUACUCUGUGGGUUGUUGAUUAAUCCCCAUGCAACCGUUGCUUCCAUGGGUGUUCUAAUUCAAACUACUGCAUUGAUAUAUAUUUUCCCAUCUUCCUUAAGCAUCGGCGUUUCCACGCGUGUGGGAAAUGAACUGGGUGCAGGGAAUCCUAAAAAGGCAAAACUUGCGGCGCUAGUGGGACUAUGUUUCAGUUACAUUCUGGGAUUCUCUGCCUUGUUCUUUGCGGUUUCGGUGAGACAUGUGUGGGCUUCUAUGUUCACACGUGAUGCGCAAAUCAUUGCUUUGACGUCGACGGUGUUGCCUAUUAUUGGAUUGUGUGAACUUGGAAAUUGUCCUCAAACAACUGUAUGCGGAGUUUUGAGGGGAACCGCCAGGCCCAAAUUGGGAGCAAACAUAAACUUGGGUUGCUUUUACCUCGUGGGAAUGCCGGUUGCAGUGUGGUUGAGUUUCUUUGCAGGCUUUGAUUUCAAAGGCUUGUGGCUCGGUCUUUUGGCGGCUCAAGGCUCUUGUAUGGUCACCAUGUUGUUCGUGUUGGCUCGCACCAACUGGGAAGGUCAAGUCCAAAGAGCCAAGGAACUUACUUCAUCUGAUCCUAGCGAAGAAGGAGAGCAAAAUGUGGUAGUUGAGGAAGAAGAGCGUGAUCAGAAAUGCUCUGAUUCAAUUGUUUGAUUGAUGAUAUCGUGGUCACACGCGAUCGAUUCUUUUAUAUUUUACAUCAAAUAUUUAUGAGAUAAAUUGAUUCUUUCUUGAUCAGUUGAUUGUACUAAUUUUAAUUGUACAUUCAGUAAAAGAUGCAGAAACGCAUUCCAUUUUUCGCUCUUUCUUUUCAUCCGCACUUGUUUAAGAACAAAGGAAUGCGUUUUGUCUGUUUUAAUUGAAGGUUUUUUUUAAGGUAUUUUUGAGGGGCAUACGAUAAAAAAAAUUAAAAAAAAUUUUUUUUUAUUAAAAAUUUAAGAUUUACUAUUAUUAAUAUAUUUAAUUUUGUGAUGUUUUUUUAUUUUUAAUAAUAAAAAUUAUAUAUAAAUUAUGGUUUAGGCAAACUGUAAAAUACCGUUUAAUUAAUUACAUGGAUAGGGCAUAUCUAAAUCGUUGGAUUCCCGACCUAACCACGGUUGUUACAGAAGAAAAUAUAAAAGUAAUCAUUCUAAGGUGAUUGAGAAUGUGCUGAAAAAAAAAACAAAUGAAAAAAAUAAAAGGCGUAAGACAGUGUUCGGAAUGGUAAUUAUUGGGAAAAAAAACAUGUUUGAAUCCUGCCGUUGCGGAUGAGAGAUGGUGGGUGGCGAGUGGGAUUGCGCGUUUUGAAUAGUCGUGGACUUGGGUCGGUUGGUUGACGACGAAAAUUGAUAAGUCAUAGUUUGAUUACUCUAAUGACCCCUUCAGGUGACUUUAAAAAUAAAUAAAGAGGAUUCCAGUUGCACACCUAAAAUUUGACGUGUUUUAAGAUAGGGAAUUUAGAAUGUUCCAAGACUUAAGUAGCCUCUAGGAUGUUUCUUGCUCAGCGAAGGAGACCAUGAUCUUUUUACGAUUACGGUAUAAUUGUAUAAACAAUCAACUCUCUAGGUUCUAGCCGUUUCAAUCGACAAUUUCUUUCCUCAAAUUCAUUGUAGAAACACCUCUUUCAAGGGGUUCCGUUAAAUAAAACAGCACUUAAAUUUUACAUGCUAGUCCAUGCGGUGACUAAUGCUAAUUCUAAAUACAACUUACAAUAUCUUUUACUAAGCCUAAACAACUUGUUAAGACAAAAUUAAAUACAUUUUACAUUUCUAAAAUAUUAAAUGCAAUCAUUUUUAUUUAGUAUUUAUUUAAAAAAUAUUAAGAAGAUUAACGUUAAGGCUUUUGUUGGUGCGGCCUGUAUUAAUUUUGUUAAACUUGUAUAAUUAAGUAAAAUAGUUAUAUAAACUCACAUUUAAAAAGUUACAAUUUUUAAUAAUAAUAAUAAAAGUCUACGUUUUAUAUGACUAUAUGACGUCGCUCAAAUAUUUUGUAAGUGAAUCGAAAACGAAAUCGUUUUUAUUUAUAAAUGACUAGUAAUUUUUAUUUUCUGUAGAUAAACGAAUUAAUCCUCCAACC